UGUGUCAGUUUCGUGUUUUGAUUAUGUCUCCAGUCACAUUCUAAUUAAAUACAAUGGCUAAAUGCCGAAGUUCCAGUUGCUCGUGAGUCCUAAGUCUACCUGGCACUCUGUUCUGUAGACACUUGCGAGAAAAGUUCUAGAUUUCCAUUCCCAAACGCCACAAAUUUGCUAAGUCCAAGAGGAAAUUUCGCAGGACUAAAAAUAAUUACCUGGAUCGAUACGAUUUGCCGCAGCUAUAAAUGUUAUGCCGCAAAGGACGCAACAAACACUGCGUGAAAACAUAUUCGCCACUACCUCCACUCUUCAAUUGUUAUUGGGUAUUUCGUCAUUAUCGUUGCGCUAGUCCCGGAAAAUGGUCAAGGCGGAUUGGAAGAUAGUGAAAAUCGUUACAGCUAUCGCGACGAAAAUCUGGGCGGCAUCGCUCGGAACUCUCCUCACUUGCGUGAUACUUUAUUGUUUUUAUGGAAGUCUCAUAUCGUUUAGCAUAUUCCUCUUCGCUGGAUUAUAUAUUCUAUACCAUGCCCAGGACAACCUCCUGUACCACCCCGACUUGCCGUCGAAUUCCCGCGUCUACAUUCCAGUCCCAGCAAUGCAUAACCUUCCCUACGAAACGGUCAAUAUACGAACCAGCGACAACGCCACCCUGCAUGCCUUCUUCAUAAAGCAAAACGACGACAAGAGCACUUUCGUUCCGACGAUAGUUUACUUUCACGGCAAUGCCGGCAACAUGGGGCAUCGAUUGCAGAACGUCUGGGGCAUUUACUAUAAUCUAAAUUGUAAUAUUUUAAUGGUGGAGUACCGAGGUUAUGGGUUAUCAACGGGGUCACCGUCCGAAAAAGGCCUAUGCAUGGAUGGCCGAGCGGCUGUAGAUUAUCUUUACACACGACACGAUUUGGAUCACCAGAAAAUUAUUUUGUUUGGGAGGUCUUUGGGCGGCGCUGUGGCAAUUGAUGUUGCAGCCGACCUGGAGUAUUCCGGGAAAAUAAUGGCGUUGAUGGUGGAGAAUACGUUCACUAGUAUUCCCGAUAUGGCUGUGGAGCUGGUGCAUCCAAAUGUUAAAUACUUACCAAACGUUUUUUAUAAGAAUAAGUACUAUUCCAUUGAUAAGGUUGAUCGUAUCCGAGUGCCAGUCUUAUUCAUAACUGGCUUGGCCGACAAUUUGGUUCCGCCCCGAAUGAUGCAGACUUUGCACAUGAAAUGCGGCAGCACACGAAAACGCUUACUAGAAUUUACUGGAGGCUCUCAUAACGACACUUGGGUUAUAGACGGAUAUUACCAAGGUAUUGCAACAUUUCUCGUAGAAUGCCAUGACGUUGUCCAUCCACUGCAAACACCUCCCAAACGUAAUCACUGGCCUGAAAUACAUGAAGUGUAGCGAAUAGAUGGUUUACAUGCUAAGCAAAGUGCUGGGAACAGUACACAGGAAGCAAUCGACUCUCGAUAUUAACUCACUCUAAUGAUAAUGACACAUACACAUGUACCAAAUGAUUGAAAAUGAAUUGUUAAUAUUUUAAAAGAGA
This is a messenger RNA of Hermetia illucens (black soldier fly), 1520 nucleotides long. It is a transcript of the gene Bem46, whose product is annotated as protein ABHD13. Gene Ontology annotation, molecular function: palmitoyl-(protein) hydrolase activity. The transcript has 4 exons. NCBI's taxonomy places the organism in Eukaryota, Metazoa, Arthropoda, Insecta, Diptera, Stratiomyidae. The record is from RefSeq and is a predicted model, not a curated record. Bases 353 to 1375 code for a protein of 340 amino acids. Gene Ontology annotation, cellular component: membrane.